UCUAAGAAAAAUCGUAAAUUUCAGGAAAAAUGUAUCCUAAUAGCUCAAGUAUUACUUGGGGAAAAGCCGAUAAUUGAGUAUCGUCCUCCCUACUUGAAUGGGUUGGAACUUGAUGCCUUCUUCCAAAAAUACCGAAUUGCAUUAGAAGUACAAGGAAAUCAGCAUCGGUUUCAUAGCACUAGCUG
Molecule: messenger RNA, 185 nt
Organism: Racocetra persica
Lineage: Eukaryota; Fungi; Glomeromycota; Glomeromycetes; Diversisporales; Gigasporaceae
Source: the annotation of a GenBank genome assembly